Messenger RNA from Guyanagaster necrorhizus, 1115 nucleotides. RefSeq names its product DnaJ-domain-containing protein. Bases 6 to 1115 code for a protein of 369 amino acids. Gene Ontology annotation, cellular component: cytoplasm. NCBI's taxonomy places the organism in Eukaryota, Fungi, Basidiomycota, Agaricomycetes, Agaricales, Physalacriaceae. The transcript is spliced from 11 exons. The record is from RefSeq and is a predicted model, not a curated record.
CAAAAAUGGGCAGCGCACUCGGACGCAAUCCCAACGAUGGCGGCCCCAGCAGCUUUGGAGACUUUUACGCCGUGCUGUCUAUCGAGAGGGAUGCGACAAGUGAGCAAAUUCGGAAAGCGUAUCUCAAGAAGAUCAUCGAGACGCACCCAGAUAAGAACUUGGAGGAUGCCGAAGGGGCAAACAGGCGUUUCCGGCUGGUAAAGAAGGCGUACGAUGUGUUGAUGGACGACAACGAACGAAAAAGGUACGAUAUAUAUCCGGAAGCAUUCCAUCGCGAAGUAUCCGACUGCGACGAAAAUGCAAUGAGCGCGGAAGAGAGUUGCCCUGAUUACCCGAGUGUCCCAGGUGGGUGGACGAAUGACGGUGGCAGCGACAACGACGAUGCCGGCGGGCCAUACCACUUCUUCCCUGGAGGAGGCGGAUCCAGGUCCAGCCCCGAAAACUCGUUCUCCGAAGAUGACGACAAGGUCUCCUUCGAGGAUCUCAUCACGUUCCUGCGCUCCCUGGAGGGUUUGUCUUGGACUGCCGGCGAGAGUCAUCCCACGAGUGCAUUCAACGUCAUACCCGAGUUUUUCGCCCGGCUUGUCGACGAUGAGCUGCGCUGCAGCGACAAAAAGGCUUCGUCGUAUCCCUCCUUCGGAGACGCGCAAUCCGUGUUUGAGCUCUCUACCUACACAGAUGAAGAACGCGCCAAUAUAUCCGGAACCGAAGUCCGGCGGUUCUAUGCCUUUUGGUCCAAGUUCCAGACUGCGAAGCGGUUUGAGUGGUUCGAACCUGUUUAUUGUCCUUACUCCUUUGAUGAUCCUCAAUACCAGAGGUUCUAUCGGAAGAUGAACAAGAAAUAUCAGGACGCGCUGCGGUUCAAGUAUUCUGAGAUUAUCAAGCACCUAAAUUCCAACACAACAAGCCUCCAGAAGUUGGACGCUGAGAGGAAGCAGAAGAAGCAGAAGAAGAAAGAUAGGAAGAAAGGUUCUGUAUUUUGUAAAUCAUUGGGACCACUUGAUAGCGAGGCAAAUGUCAGCUAUCAGUCUGCUGUGUGCAGGCCCGUGGUAGCAUGGGUCGUGGACAACGAGAAGCAAAGAUGGGUUAAGCCCAGGGAUUCGAACCCUCAGUGA